AUGUCCCAACAAGAAGGAGAGGAUGCUUCUUACAAACAGGAUCAUGCCAAUAACAACAACUCAUCAUCACCCAUUAUCAAUUAUUUGAAUCAAUUAUUUCAUCUAUUCUAUGUGGUAUUUAUCACUCCCAUUCUUCAAUUCAUUCAAAAUCCACAACUUGGUACUUGGAAUGGAGGUGCUGCUUCUACUACAUCCAUGAUGAAUGAUAUGGAUUCUUCUUCUACUGACCAUUAUAGUCAUAACAACAACAUGUCUUUAAAAUCUACAACAACUUCCACACUGAACAACAAACAUUUAUCAGUCAUGAUGGAAGUCUCUACUCACACUCCGAGAGGAUCCAAACGUAUCAUGGUUGGAGAGGAGAAUCAACAAAAUAAGGCUCAAAUCAUUCGAGAGAGAAUUAUGAUGGCAUCCUCUCAACAAGGAUCCUUGCUCAUGGAUGACGAUGAAGAUGAUGAAGAAUAUGAUGGAGAAGAAUAUGAUGGAGAAGAAUAUGAUGGAGAAGAAUAUGAAGACAAUGAAGAGGAAUUACAGAACACUGUACAAGAUCCAUCAUCAUGCUCUAGUACAACUGAAAAUAAUCAUUCCAUGAUUACCAUUACUCCAAGUGAGCAGCAGACCACUACACCAACGACGAGCAAAGUUCCAAAAUUAUCAUUUGGUAAUUCAUCGUCUUCCUCUCCACAAUCCAUUCAUGUUCGAUCUCGCUCUUCAGGUGUCACUGGUAGUAGUGGUGGUGUUGAUUCCAAAUCAUUGUCAUUAUCAUCCACAACAACGACCAAGAUUCCUUCAUUACCAAUUGGUUCUCUUCCUGUCGUCGUCAGUAGUAGUACUUCCAAUGAUCUUUCUCAUUGGACAGCACCAAGUACUCUCUCAGCACGUGGUCGAAGUGCAAGUACCAAUCGUGCGAGUAUGAAUAUGAAUAGUAAUAAUAAUAAUAAUACUCAUCAUCAUUAUAACAACAACAACACAACAUUAGAAUCCUCUCCUCAUAUGAGAUUGGUCAAUAAUGAAAUUGAAAGACUUUUACAAACACCCAAUGCUAGUGAAUUGAAAUUGAAUUCUCUCACUUUGACCAUCUUUCCACACAAGUUAUUUAAUUUAUUCAAGACACACAAAAUAACCAAAAUGAAUGUCUCUGAUAAUCGACUCACUUCACUCUCUUAUCAUUUUACCAAUUCAUUUCCAUAUUUAGAAGAAUUGAAUCUUUCUAGAAAUUUAUUUACAUCCAUGUUUAAUGAUUUUAACAAAUUGAAAUAUUUGAGAGUAUUAGAUUUGAGUUACAAUGGAUUUGAAAUUCUUCCUCAAAAUGUAUUACAAUGUACUCAAUUACAAGAACUCUAUUUGAAUAACAAUUCAUUGAUUGCAUUACAACCUGACAUUGCCAAAUUACAACAAUUACAAGUAUUAGAUAUUUCUAACAAUUUACUUUCUAAAUUACCAGAUGAAUUGACUUUGUUGAAGAAUUUAAAGAAAUUGAAUGUAUCCAAUAACAAGUAUAUUGAUUCAGCCAUGAAAAUUAUUAUGGAUUUGUAUAAACAGAAUCCAAAUUUAGAACGAGACAUUUCAGUGAGUGAAGAUGAUUGGAGUCAUGAUCACGGUAAUAGUAGUAGUAGCACAGUCCAUGCCAUCCAUUCUGGUAGUAGUAGUAGUACUACCACUAUUGGUAAUGUUGUUCGUUCGACUUUUGUUACUACUGCCACUGCCACUACUGCUACUGCCACUGCUACUACUGCCACUACUACCACUGCUACUACUGCCACUGCCACUGCUACUGCUACUACAAGUGAUUCAAUGACCACUACACCAUCUGGUCACACUGAAAGUACAAGUUCCAUGUCUCCAAACAAAACAGAACGUAAUAGUUCUUCAACCAAAUCGAAAUCUCCUUCACUUCACAAGACAUCCACUCCACCCAAAUCAACAACAUCUUCAACAAAAUCAUCACCUUCAUCUUUGACUACUACUACUACAACAUCUACAACAUCCACAACAACCAUGACCCAAUCUCCAACAAAUACCGAUGCACUCACUACAAAACGUGUCUAUUCCAUUCUCGAAUUAAUUGAAUCUGAAUUUAAAUAUAAGAAUUAUCUUGAAACAUUAUUUAAUGAAUUCAUGUUACCUAUUAGUAAUUGUGAUGAUUUACAACAACAAGGACAAUUGAAAUUUAUUGGAUGUGGAAUUCAAGAUGGUCCACAAUUUGUCAAAAAGAUAUUCCCUCCAGAUUUGGAAAAUAUUUUGAAAUGUUCACAAAUGUUUUAUCGAGAAUUGGUCAAGAUUUUACAAGAACCAUCCAAUGUGAACAUGGAGAUUAGAAGUGAGAAUCAUGGUUCCACGAAUGAUACGAGUAGUAGUAGUAUGAUGAGUAGUAAUCAUGGUCAGAGUAGUAAUCAUGGUCAGAGUAGUAAUCAUGGUCAGAGUAGUAAUAAUCAUGGUCAGAGCAGUACAAUACCUUCAAAGAAGAGAAAGAACUCGGAACUCAAUCGUUCACUACUGUUGUUGAAGAAACAAAUCUAUGAGCAUCCAGUGGGUCAAGUAUUCCAAAGAUUCAUUCCCUUCUUCAAGGUCUAUAUUGAUUAUCAAUCACACUAUUCUCGUACUGUUCAUCAAAAUCUACCACAAGCCUAUUCUCAAUAUCCAAAAUUCAAACAAGUGAUUGAAAUGGCAAAAACAGUGACUGGUACUGAUGGAUUGGAUAUUUCAAGUUUAUUGAUCAUGCCAUGUCAACGUAUUGUAAAAUAUUGUUUAUUAAUUAAGGCGAUCAUGAAAGAAACACCUACAGAUCAUCCAGAUUAUCCUCUCUUAGAAAUUGCUUCUACUAAAAUGCAAGCAACUGCUCAUGAAAUUAAUCGAAAGAUGAAAGAUAUUGCUAAUUUGAGAAAUUUGAUUGAUAUUGCCUCACAAUAUUCCAUUGAUGGAUUGGUUGUAUCGACACGAAGAUUCAUUUCAACCACAAGUGUCAAGAUUUAUAUUGUACCAAGUAGUAGUAGUAGUAGUAGUGGGGGUGGUGGUAAUAGUAGCAUGAUGAUUCUUCCAAAUACUUCUGCCCUCUCCUCGAAUUCUACCACCUCGUCGAGCAACAUGGUGAUUCGUGAAAAGGCUAAAAUUCAUCUCUUCAAUGAUCGAAUUCUUUUCACUACGGUUGAGGAUUCGCAUUAUUACUUUAGUGUUGGAUCAUUAUUAGGAAGAAAUCCCUCUGAAUUGUACAAAUUAUCUGAAGUGGAAUUACUCAAUGCACCUACAAUGGACAGUGAUGACAAGACAAAAGUAUCUCUGAACAUUCUACCCAAAUCUUCGCACUACAUUGUUGAGUGUGAGAGUGAGAGUGUGUGUAAUACUCUUACUCAACAAUUGAGGGAUUUAUUAACCACCGCCGUAGUUCAAAAGUAG
Molecule: messenger RNA, 3393 nt
Organism: Naegleria lovaniensis
Lineage: Eukaryota; Heterolobosea; Eutetramitea; Acrasida; Naegleriidae
Exons: 1
Coding region: 1-3393 (1130 amino acids)
Molecular function (GO): guanyl-nucleotide exchange factor activity; protein binding
Source: RefSeq, a predicted model, not a curated record